Messenger RNA from Penicillium bovifimosum, 732 nucleotides. Its product is annotated as mitochondrial 54S ribosomal protein mL54. The record is from RefSeq and is a predicted model, not a curated record. Lineage: Eukaryota; Fungi; Ascomycota; Eurotiomycetes; Eurotiales; Aspergillaceae. The transcript is spliced from 2 exons. Gene Ontology annotation, molecular function: structural constituent of ribosome. The coding region runs from base 1 to 732 and encodes 243 amino acids. Gene Ontology annotation, cellular component: mitochondrial large ribosomal subunit.
AUGAUCUGCAAAAGCUGCCGCACGACGGUGUUGUCUCGGCUGAACCAGCAGCCCGUGAGCCGGACAGCCUCAACAUGCGCGCGCCAGCUCCCUAUGCUCCGCAGCCAAUUCCGCUCCUACAGCACCGAUAACAACCCCUCCGUGGCCGCUCCUUCUUCCCCGCCCGCUCCCCGUCAACCUACGGUCGGCGACCUCACAACCCCGUCCGCCAUCUCCUCCGCAACCCCCGGCAUCUCCCAGCCUUUGAGCACCCCCGAAGGCGUGCACGCUGAUGUCAACCCCAGUGCUCCCACAAAACCCACGGCUGUGCGCCCACCAAGCAGCUGUCCGGCCGGCACCAAACUGAAUGGCCUCAACUACUUCAAGAACAAGCCCGAUGUCUUCGCCAAGGAGGACCACGAGUACCCAGAAUGGUUAUGGGGCCUUUUAGGAGAUGCUUCCAAGGAAGCAAAGACCAAGCAGGGUGGCGUUGACCCAAGCACCUUGAACAAGAAGCAACGAAAGCGUUACGAAAAGAAGCUGGCGGCUCGCACCGGUCCCCUCGCCGCUAAGAUCCCUGCCCACCACAACGCCUUUGAUAUUACCCCGGCCCCCUACAACCGCGAAGAACCUUCAGCAGAUGCCAUGGCCGAAGCCACCUCCGGCGUCGAGCAGCGCUCGGAGAUUAUUCGGAGUGCUCGCGAGGCCAGACGGAAGGCCAUUAAGGAAUCUAACUUCCUGCGUGGUCUGUAA